Cuscuta campestris is the source of this 1393-nucleotide messenger RNA. The record is from the annotation of a GenBank genome assembly. Lineage: Eukaryota; Viridiplantae; Streptophyta; Magnoliopsida; Solanales; Convolvulaceae.
GGGCUGGCUGUUUUAGAGGCAUUUCUUAGGCAGGAUAUGGGGGAGACAAAGGAGGGUGGAUUGGUGUGGGUGUGGGUCAAUGUGUCUUGGAUUUUUGUGGCUGUUUAUUUAGCCUAGUUGAGGGACACAAUGGGGGGUUUUUGACAGGUUAUUUUCGGCCAGUAUAUGGGGGUAAGGGAGUGCUUAUUUAGGCUAUUAUUAGGAGUGGUUUUGGCCUUAAGGGUGUAAAUUUAAUGGAAGGACAAUUGUGGGGUUCAAAGGGUGUGGUGGUGUGUUGGGUUGUGAGGUAUAUUUGGCCAGGGAAUGAAAGGAAGGGAGAGAAGGGAGAGUGAGGCUGAUCAAUUCUGUUCUUUAUGGGGUGAUUUCCUUUUGGUGUAGAAUUUUCGUGCUGCCUUGUAAGGUUAUGCAGAAGGUCAUGGCUGUAUGUAGGAAUUUUCUUUGGAGCUCCUCUUCAGAAUAUAAGAAACCCCCUCUGGUCAAAUGGGAAGAAGUCUGCAGAUCCAAAUGUGAAGGAGGACUGGGCUUGAAGAAUCUGCAGGUAUGGAAUAAGGCUUGUAUUAUGAAAUUAAUUUGGGAUAUUGCAUCUAAGAAAGAUAUACUGUGGGUUAAAUGGGUACACAGUAGAUACCUGAAGAAUAAAUCCAUAUGGUCAUAUGAAAAUAAACCUGAUGAUUGCUAUUAUUGGAAGAAGAUGAUGUUGGUUAGAAAAGAAUUUGCUGGGAUGCCAUGUUCAAGUGAGUACACUGUGAAAGAAGGUUACAAAUGGCUGGCAGGAAACCAAUCAAGAGUUGAAUGGGCUGAGUUGGUAUGGAAUAAAACCUCUGUUCCUAAACAUCAAUUCAUUGCUUGGUUGAUAUGGAGAGGUAGGUUACUGACAAAGGACAGAUUGAGUGGUUUCUUGCCAAUUGAUCCUACCUGUAUAAUGUGCACCAAGGAAAAGGAGACAGUGGAUCACCUAUUUUGCAGUUGCCCUUUUGCAGUAGACAUUUUCCUUAAUGUCUCUGGUUUUAUUCAGUUUGACCUUACUUCUUGUUCUAUAGCUGAAUUGGGACAGAAACCAAAGGAAGGGAAGAACAAGAAAGAUAGAUGCUUCAUUGCUGCUUGCAUUGCCAUUUGUUGCUAUUACAUUUGGAAAGCUAGGAAUGCAAAGCAGCACAACAAAGAGAUGACCAAGGAGAGCACGUUGAAGGCUAUUGUUGAACAGAUUAGUUUCAUCUCCAUUAAUAAGUAGCUAUUAUGUUUUUAGGGGUGGCUGUAGUGUGGCUAGUGUUCUCUGUUUGGCUGUUUUGCAUUUGUGAUUUCCUAUGUACUGGUUGGUGAUAUUUGGGUGGUAAUAUAUUUUGUGCUUUGUUCAAAAAAAAAAAAAGAUUUUCAAUAAAGCAACUUAAAAUUG